Morchella importuna is the source of this 378-nucleotide messenger RNA. RefSeq lists its product as uncharacterized. The transcript has a single exon. Lineage: Eukaryota; Fungi; Ascomycota; Pezizomycetes; Pezizales; Morchellaceae. The record is from RefSeq and is a predicted model, not a curated record. The coding region runs from base 1 to 378 and encodes 125 amino acids.
AUGGCCCCUCUCUUUAACGUCCUCUACAUCGGCUUCUUAGACAGUCGGAUCAAAUGCUUAGAAGCCGAACAAUCAAAGGACGAAUUCUACCUCGCCAAGUGUGCAAUCGAUGCCGAAAUCGACGCAGUAAAUGCCAAGAUCAGGGAGAACGAGGCACUCUUUGACGGCGACGAUAACCGGAAGCUGUGGGGGGUUGGUAGGAAUAGAAGGCUGCUUGCAGAGAAGGCGCUGAUUGAGAGCAGGAGAAUACCGUUGCCGGAGAAGCCGCAGAAGCGGCUGUUGAAGAUCCGGAUGUACAAAUUGAAGAAACAUGUGUUUGGAAUGUAUGUGGAGAGGAGGGGAGCGAUCGACAUCUUGAAUCAACUUCCGCGUAACUAG